Neodiprion fabricii is the source of this 810-nucleotide messenger RNA. RefSeq lists its product as uncharacterized. The record is from RefSeq and is a predicted model, not a curated record. Lineage: Eukaryota; Metazoa; Arthropoda; Insecta; Hymenoptera; Diprionidae. Bases 1 to 810 code for a protein of 269 amino acids. The transcript has 4 exons.
AUGGAAAAUAACAGUCGAUCCAAAAUUCCUCCUCUUCCUAAGCCCUAUGUGAGUGAACCAUUCAUUCCACCGCAAAAACCGAUAAAAAACAGCAAAGCAUCAGCUGUUACUUCAAGGAAAAUGGGAUGUCACGAGCCAUUGAACAAUAACAACUCAGAUUUCGAGGAUGCGGAAAUCCAUUGCCCCAAGCAGACUGGCAAAUAUCUUAAUAUCCAAGAGCACUCAGAAGACAAUGCUGAAUCAGAAUGUUCACUUGCUACAAACACACUUGCAACGGCAACUCUUCCACAUACUAACAAUACAGCGUCAAUCAAUCCUAAACAACAUAACAGUAAUCCACAAGUUACACACGCACAUAGGGAAAUGCCAGCCAAGAAAGUAAUACAACCCAAAAAUGUUGAUCCAGAUUUGGAAAGCUGUAUGCGGAAGACAAAUAUGAAUGAACCUACUAUAUCUCUUGACAAUGAAGAUUUCAGAACUUAUCAACGCUUUAUCAUACGCUCUUUCACUAUGCUGAAAGCCAAAAUCAAUAAUGUUAUUGAUGUUGUGGAGGUGAUGAGUAAGAAGCUAGAUGGUAUAAAAUGUACUGAUAAUAUUCCGGAUGCGAAUCAAGAAGCUGAUAACCCCGAACUUGAAGUCAUGAAUCUUUUCCCAAUUUGCCAUGUAAAAAUGUUGCAAAGAGUAGAAAAAGAAUUAACGAACAAUGCGAUGAAACAAAAAUUGAUUUUCAUGAAUUCAUACAGCAAGCACCAUUCUGUAACAACCAAGGUGUUAGAUGAUGACAGCAUUACUAAAAAUCGGUGGAAGUGA